AUGGCGGCUACGGACCCAAGACGAUCGUCGAGGGCGCGAGCGACACAGUCGCAGUCACAAAUUUCUUCGACAACUUCGAGCCUCUCAGGACGCCCCGAGCGGAGCUCACGAUAUUUUAACAAGGGUGGCUCGCCACAAAAGUCUACAUCGACAGGGUCCCUUUCGUCGGAACCGCCAGAGGACACAAUCACCGCAGCCGAGGACCCCUUCGGCAGUCGCCGCCGGACUCGUGGACAAGCCGAGGAUCGAGAACGGGCUGGAGUUAAAACCGAGCCAGCCGACACAGCAAGUGCCGACGACGAAGGCGAUGGCGAUAUUCAAGAAGAGGACGAGGCCGUACGCUGCGUAUGCGGGAACGAAGAAUACCAAGGCCCGCCGCCACCAGACGAAGACUCCAAGCAUGGGUACAAACACGCAUUUGGAUUGGACUCAUUUUUUUCAACCGACGUUACGGACGAUACCGCUGGGCUGUUUGUGCAAUGCGAUGUCUGCAAAGUUUGGCAACACGGAGGCUGCGUCGGAAUCAUGACCGAAGAAUCCAGCCCUGAAGAAUAUUUUUGUGAGCAGUGCCGCCAGGACUUGCAUAAACUCUGGACGGCGAGUAAUGGAAGCGUUUAUUCCCAUUAUUUACCCCUCAAGCGAAACGCUCGGGCGACCUCCCGAGCAGCAUCCCUUAACAAGGAGACGGCCCGCUCGCCAACUAAAGAGAAAGAAACGCGUAACGGGAGAGCAACGUCAGCAAGCCAAGCCUCAAAACGUCGUUCCACACUCAAUAGCAGAGAAGCCGGCUACGAUGAAGCCGAAGCGCUAAGGAGGGCAAUUGAAGCGAGCAAAGAGGAAGUGCAUCUCGAUCCGAACGAGACCGGCAACAGGCGUCCGAAAAGGGGCAGAAGCGACAGUCAAGAAGAGAAACUCGAGGCUACAAAACGGCAAAAAACGAGUUCUCGAUCGGUGUCGCCUUUGUCAGACAACGCCGAGGAUUCUGACGAGGACGGGGUCGCUGCACGGAACGGAACGACAAAGCCCAAAUCACGAACGGCAGGGGCUAUACGCAGCCUGCGAGUCGAGAAAUCGUCGGAAAAGAAGGAAAAGGAGCGGCAGCGAACCGAAACCGCCAACAAACGGAAGGACAGAGCUGAGCGUCGGCGAACCGAUGGUAUGUAUGGUGCUGACGUGUUGAUUCAAGCAGAAGACUCAGACCCCUCAGAAGAGGCGCCCCUGGCAACAAGGGCUGCGACAAGUAAACCCGCCCAACCCUCAGCGGCCGUGAAUACCGACAUCCCUUCGCCACCAGAACCCGCCGCUCUUCCAUCCGUGGCUAACGAGCCAGCCCCGACUUCCAAUUCUGCUCCAGAUACACCACCGAUGACUGCGGCCCAGGCCAAGGUCGAUAAGAAACGAUCGCACAAGAAAAAGGGCCGUAACCAAUACACCCGCGAUCGCGAUGCCCAGGACGACGACUCUCCUGCCCGGUCACAGUCCCGCGAGAUUCAAAAAGAUGACCAGGCGGCCCCCGCCAGCGGAAAAGCAGGGGUUGGCGGAGAAAAUUCCGGCAAGGCAAACCCCAAGGCAAAGGGCGGCAUGAGCAACAAGGUCACCAUGAACGACCUGAAGAGGAGGGCGACGGCGCUCCUGGAUUUUAUCUCGCGGACACAAGUAGAAAUGGCAGGCGAGUCACCUCCCGGGGGCUCGAAGGGCGAGAACGGCGUCAACGGCGUUGCCCAUCCUCCCAACGGCACUUCAGCAUUGCAGGAUCAAGACGACGGGUCGAGCGCCGGUCCAACUCUUGCAGUCGGGGACGUCGAGAGCUCAUCUGCACAAAGCAGAGAGUUUAAGGAGCUCGACUGCGUGGAGAUGAUGGACAACUUGACCCGGCGGCUCGUCAAGUGGCAGCAGCAAUAUGCCGCCUGA
Messenger RNA from Dichotomopilus funicola, 1911 nucleotides. Its product is annotated as putative histone deacetylase complex subunit cti6. Bases 1 to 1911 code for a protein of 636 amino acids. Gene Ontology annotation, cellular component: Rpd3L complex; Rpd3L-Expanded complex. Gene Ontology annotation, biological process: negative regulation of rDNA heterochromatin formation; negative regulation of silent mating-type cassette heterochromatin formation. The record is from RefSeq and is a predicted model, not a curated record. The transcript has 4 exons. NCBI's taxonomy places the organism in Eukaryota, Fungi, Ascomycota, Sordariomycetes, Sordariales, Chaetomiaceae.